AUGGCGGGGAGCGUGCAGCGGAAGGCGGAGAUGACGAGCGCGGAAGCGGAGUGGGCGGAGGGUUUGGAGGAAGGGGAGAGCUGGUGGAAUGUGUCGCGCGGGGAGGUGGCGUUUCCCUCGGGUAACCAGCCCAUGGUUACGGCACACGUGUUCCUCGGGGAGCUCUCGCGCUUCUCGUCAUCGGCCUCGUUCUUUCCUCGCUUCCUGUUCUUACCUCCCUUUCCCUUGUUCUUCGGCAUGGCUGCAGAUCACAUCUCGCAGGAAUUCGUUUCCAGCCACCUUCGCUCACCUCUCGCCAUGGGCUGGUUACCCGAGGGAAACGCCACCUCCCCGCGCGACCCCUUCCAUCAGCUCUCCCCUUCCGCCAAACCCUCCGCGCACUCCGCUUCCGCGCACGUCAUCUCCGCCUUCCGCUGCACGCUCCCCGCCAUCGUGCUCGGCGCGCUUCUCCUCGGAAAUCUCCUCCUUUUCUCCGCCAACCCCCGCCUCUGGCCCGCCUGCCCGCCCGACCGCGACGCCGUCGACGCGCUCGUGCUCGCGGGGCUACAGCCGGGCGGCGCUAGCAGCGGCGGGGGAUUGCAGGCCGUAGGGGCGCUACAGCCGUCCGUGUCGGUUGUAGUCGAACGGCCGGCAGGUGGCGCGGGCGCUGCCGGCGGCGAGAGCGCCGCGGCGGGGGAAGCGGCGGAAUGGUGGCGGGAAAAAGACAGCGCGUAUAGUCCAAUUGGCGGAAAGGGCGGCGGAGGUACCCCUCGCCUGGCGUACGGCAUCCUCGGCGCGAAAAACGACAGCACCCGCGUCGUGCGCCUCCUACUCGCCAUCUACCACCCGUUGAACCACUACGCCGUCCAUAUCGACGACCCGGAGGAAACUCUCGCGCUAAAGACAAAAAUUGCAGCCCACCCCGCGCUGUCGAGCCGCGCGAAUGUUGUCGUUAUUCCGGACCCCGAAGUAGUCACGUACCAGGGGUCGACGCUGCUGUCCGCGACGCUGCGCCUCGCGCAUGUGCAUAUAGCGAGCGGCGCGCAGUGGGACUGGUUCAUCAACCUGAGCGCUGCGGACUACCCGUUAAUGUCACAAGACGACAUGCUCUAUCUCUUUUCGCACGUAGAUCGCAGCCUCUCGUUCAUGGACCACAGCGUCGAGCACCGAUUCGACUACCGCCAGCGUGCAGUGAAUCUGGACAGGGCGCUCUUCCAGGCGCACAGAGGGCACAAGCUCAUGCGGGACGUGCGGCCCGCUGCCACUCGCUUCCAUGUUUUCAUGGGCUGCAACUGGAUCAAGGCGUCGCGUCCCUUUCUGCGCUACGUCCUAUGGGAGCCCGCCAGCUGGCCGCGCCGCAUCCUCAUGUACAUGGCUGACGUCAUCGACUCAGACGAGCACUACUUCAGCACCGUCGCCUGCCAGACAGCGCGCUUCAACCGCUCGCUCCUGAAUGCCAGCCUUCACUUCGCCACAUUCGCCAAGGGCAGCCCGCACUACUUUAGCACCGUCGCCUCCCACUCGCCCCGCUUCAACCGCACGCUCCUGAAUGCCAGCCUUCACUACGCUACCUUCGCCAAGGGCAGCCCGGCGUCAGGGGUGUUAUGGUAG
This is a messenger RNA of Closterium sp. NIES-65, 1590 nucleotides long. Lineage: Eukaryota; Viridiplantae; Streptophyta; Zygnematophyceae; Desmidiales; Closteriaceae. The record is from the annotation of a GenBank genome assembly.